AUGACACCAACCUUCUUUCAAGCAACAGGGGAAGACCCUGAAACAAGAAGAAUGAGAACUGUGAAGAAUAUAGCAGACCUGAGACAGAAUUUGGAAGAAACUAUGUCCAGCCUUAGAGGGACCCAAAUAAGUCACAGCACAUUGGAGACAACUUUUGACAGCACUGUGACAACUGAGGUGAAUGGGAGAAGCAUACCAAGCCUGACAAGCCGGUCCACCCCGGUGACUUGGAGGCUAGGGCAGGCCAGUCCUCGGCUGCAGGCAGGAGAUGCCCCAUCCUUGGGCGCUGGUUAUCCUCGCAGCAGUGCAAGUCGCUUCAUACACACAGACCCUUCCCGAUUCAUGUACACCACCCCGCUUCGCCGAGCAGCUGUUUCUCGCCUUGGAAAUAUCUCACAGAUCGACAUGAGCGAGAAGGGAAGUGGUGAUUUGGACAUGGCUUCUGAAGUUGACGUUGGUGGCUACAUGAGCGAUGGGGACAUUCUUGGGAAAAGCCUUCGAAGUGACGACAUCAAUAGUGGGUACAUGACAGAUGGAGGACUCAACCUAUAUACAAGAAGUCUGAACCGAAUACCAGACCUAGCUGCCUCUCGAGACGUCAUUCAGAGAGGGGUUCAUGACGUGACUGUGGAUGCAGACAGCUGGGAUGACAGCAGCUCAGUUAGUAGCGGCCUCAGUGACACUCUUGACAACCUCAGCACGGAUGAUUUGAACACCACCUCAUCUGUCAGCUCUUAUUCCAAUAUAACUGCCUCUUCAAGGAAGAACACUCACACCCAGACGGACUCUGAGAAGCGCUCGGUUACAGACAGCGAAACUUGGGGCAGCACUGAAGAACUGAAGAAACCAGAGGAAGACUUUGACAGCAGCGUAGACAGCAGCGGCAAGUGGAAAGGCCUUCCCUCAGGGCUGUCUGAAGAGUCAGAGAAGGGGGGGCAGAAAACCCCUCUCUCUGUUUCACAGACUGGAUCCUGGAGGAGAGGCAUGACGGCACAAGUAGGAACAACUCAGCCCCGGCACAAAGCAGGAACAAGUGCGCUCAAGACCCCGGGAAAAACAGAUGAUGCAAAAGCUUCAGAAAAAGUAAAAACUCCCCUGAAAGGAGCCUCCAUUCAGCGCUCUCCAUCGGAUGCAGGAAAAAGCAGUGGUGAUGAAGGAAAAAAGCCUCCCUCUGGCAUUGGGAGAUCAACUGCUACAGGGUCCUUUGGAUUCAAGAAGUCUGGCAUGGGAUCUUCUACCAUAAUCACCGCAAGUGGAGCAACUAUCACAAGUGGGUCAGCGACUCUAGGAAAAAUGCCAAAAUCUUCAGCCAUCAGCGGGAAGUCCAAUGCAGGGCGGAAGACGAGCUUAGACGGUUCCCAGAAUCAGGAUGACGGCGUCCUGCACGUGAACUCGAAGACGACUCUGCAGUAUCGAAGUUUGCCUCGCCCAUCAAAAUCUAGUGGCAGCGGGAUCCCUGGCAGGGGUGGCCACCGCUCCAGCACCAGCAGCAUCGACUCCAACGUCAGCAGCAAGUCUGCGGGUGCUGCUGCCACCAAACUGCGAGAGCCAAGCAAGAUUGGGUCCGGGCGGUCCAGCCCUGUCACCGUCAACCAGACAGACAAGGAAAAAGAGAAAGUGGCCGUGUCCGAUUCCGAGAGUGUUUCGCUAUCCAGUUCCCCCAAAUCCAGCCCAACAUCGGCGAGUGCCUCUGGCACGCCGGGACUUAGGCAGCCAGGAUCCAAAUACCCAGAUAUCGCGUCACCCACCUUUCGAAGGUUGUUUGGUGCCAAGGCAAGUGGUAAAGCUGCCUCUGCACCCAGUACUGAAGGUGUGAAACCCACAUCGGCAAUGCCCAGCCCUAGUACCACAUUGGCACGGCAAGGCAGCCUGGAAUCGCCAUCCUCGGGCACAGGCAGCAUGGGCAGUGCAGGUGGGCAAAGUGGUAGCAGCAGCCCCCUCUUCAGUAAACCUUCGGACUUAAAUGCAGAUGUUGUAAGCUUAAGUCACUCCUUGGCUUCCAGUCCCGCCUCAGUGCACUCUUUCACAUCAGGUGGUCUUGUGUGGGCUGCAAACCUGAGCAGCUCUUCAGCGGGCAGUAAGGACACACCAAGUUACCAGUCCAUGACUAGCCUUCACACCAGUUCCGAGUCUAUUGACCUUCCUCUUAGCCAUCAUGGCUCUCUCUCUGGACUGACAACAAGCACUCAGGAGGUUCAGAGCCUGCUCAUGAGGACUGGAAGCGUCAGAUCUACUCUUUCGGAAAGCAUGCAGCUUGACAGAAAUACACUACCCAAAAAGGGAUUAAGAUAUACUCCGUCAUCCCGGCAGACGAGUCAGGAGGAAGGCAAGGAAUGGCUGCGGUCCCAUUCAACUGGAGGCCUGCAAGACACUGGCAGUCAGUCCCCGCUUGUUUCUCCUUCAGCUAUGUCUUCAUCUGCAACUGGAAAAUAUCACUUUUCCAACCUGGUGAGUCCAACCAACCUAUCUCAGUUUAACCUUCCUGGACCCAGUAUGAUGCGUUCAAACAGCAUCCCUGCACAAGACACUUCGUUUGAUCUGUACGAUGACUCCCAACUGUGUGGCAGUGCUACAUCCUUAGAAGAGAGACCACGAGCGAUUAGUCAUUCAGGUUCAUUCAGAGAUAGCAUGGAAGAAGUACAUGGGUCCUCAUUAUCACUUGUCUCCAGCACAUCUUCUCUCUACUCUACGGCAGAAGAAAAGGCACAUUCAGAGCAAAUUCAGAAACUACGGAGAGAGCUGGUUGCAUCACAAGAGAAAGUUGCUACACUCACAUCUCAACUUUCAGCAAAUGCUCAUCUAGUAGCAGCUUUUGAAAAAAGCUUGGGAAAUAUGACCGGCCGAUUGCAAAGUCUAACAAUGACAGCUGAACAAAAGGAAUCUGAGCUUAUAGAGCUAAGGGAAACCAUUGAAAUGCUGAAAGCCCAGAAUUCUGCUGCACAAGCUGCUAUUCAAGGAGCCUUGAACGGUCCCGAUCAUACCCACAAAGAUUUACGUAUAAGACGGCAACAUUCUUCCGAAAGUGUUUCCAGCAUCAACAGUGCUACAAGCCAUUCAAGCAUCGGCAGUGGUAAUGACGCUGACUCCAAGAAAAAGAAGAAGAAAAACUGGGUGAACUCUAGAGGAAGUGAGCUAAGAAGCUCUUUCAAACAGGCCUUUGGAAAGAAGAAGUCCACCAAGCCUCCUUCCUCACAUUCAGACAUAGAAGAGCUGACAGACUCCUCUCUUCCUUCAUCACCCAAACUGCCCCACAGCUCAGGAGAGUGUGGGGCAACAUCAAUGAAACCAUCACAGUCAGCAUCUGCGUCAUCUCUAGUCUGCGCACCAAAGAAAAGCCAAAAUGGUCACGUGGUCUACAAGCAUAGAUCCCGGAUCUGUGAGUGCACAGAGGCAGAAGCUGAAAUUAUUCUUCAGCUAAAGAGCGAGCUGAGGGAGAAAGAGCUCAAAUUAACAGACAUUCGUCUUGAAGCCCUCAGCUCUGCACACCAUCUGGAUCAGAUUCGGGAAGCCAUGAACCGCAUGCAGAAUGAAAUUGAGAUCUUGAAAGCUGAAAAUGAUCGUUUAAAGGCAGAGACCGGAAAUACUGGAAAGCCUGCCCGGCCAUCAUCAGAGUCUUCAAGCAGCACAUCAUCUUCUUCAUCACGGCAGUCACUUGGACUUUCUCUGAACAAUUUAAACAUCACAGAAUCUGUUACAUCAGAUAUUUUGUUGGAUGAUGUCACUGAUGGAGCACUCCACAAAGAAGGUCAUAGUGUGAAAAUUUUAGUCACUAUAAACAAGGGCUAUAGUCGAGUCAAGGAUCAAAAACCACAUGCAUAUCUGAUUGGAUCAAUUGGUGUCAGCGGAAAAACAAAAUGGGACGUUUUAGAUGGUGUAAUCAGACGUCUCUUUAAGGAAUAUAUUUUCCGAGUGGAUCCAACUACUAGCCUGGGUUUAAGCUCUGACUGCAUUGCUAGCUAUUGCAUAGGGGAUGUAAUUAGAGCCCAUAGCCUAGAAGUGCCUGAACUGCUGCCUUGUGGAUACCUGGUUGGAGAUAACAACAUCAUCACUGUGAACCUGAAGGGAGUGGAAGAAAACAGUUUGGACAGUUUUGUGUUUGACACAUUAAUUCCUAAGCCAAUUACCCAGCGGUACUUUAAUUUACUGAUGGAGCAUCGCAGAAUUAUUCUGUCGGGACCCAGUGGCACAGGAAAGACCUAUUUAGCUAACAGGCUGGCUGAAUAUAUUAUAACUAAAUCUGGCAGAAAAAAAACUGAGGAUGCAAUUGCAACUUUUAACAUAGAUCACAAAUCAAGCAAGGAUCUGCGACAGUACCUAGCAAACCUAGCUGAGCAAUGCAGUGCUGACAACAAUGGUGCUGACCUCCCUGUGGUCAUAAUUCUUGAUAACCUCCACCACAUCAGUUCACUAAGUGACAUCUUCAAUGGUUUCCUCAACUGUAAAUAUAAUAAAUGUCCCUAUAUUAUUGGAACCAUGAACCAGGGAGUUUCUUCUUCACCAAAUCUGGAGCUGCAUCACAAUUUCAGGUGGGUGCUGUGUGCUAAUCACACAGAGCCUGUUAAAGGUUUCUUGGGCAGAUAUCUGAGAAGGAAACUGAUUGAGACUGAAAUAGAAAAGAACAUACGCAAUAAUGAGCUCAUCAAAAUCAUUGACUGGAUCCCCAAAACAUGGCAUCAUCUCAACAGCUUCCUAGAAACGCACAGCUCUUCAGAUGUAACCAUUGGUCCCCGCCUCUUCCUCCCUUGCCCCAUGGAUGUUGAUGGCUCCAGAGUGUGGUUCACAGACCUCUGGAACUAUUCCCUGGUGCCAUAUCUUCUGGAAGCUGUGAGAGAAGGACUUCAGAUGUACGGUAAGAGGGCACCCUGGGAGGAUCCCUCCAAGUGGGUAGCUGAUACCUAUCCAUGGAGCUCUGCAUCUCUACAGCAUGAGUGGCCAUCAUUACUUCAGUUAAGACCAGAAGAUGUUGGUUAUGAAGGUUAUGCAUCAGCAAAGGAAGGAACAACCUCGAAGCACAUUCCACAGACUGACGCAGAGGGUGAUCCCUUG
Tauraco erythrolophus (red-crested turaco) is the source of this 5046-nucleotide messenger RNA. The record is from RefSeq and is a predicted model, not a curated record. Lineage: Eukaryota; Metazoa; Chordata; Aves; Musophagiformes; Musophagidae.